AUGGCAAGUGCAGCAGUUGUUUUAAACGAAGUUCUACAAGCUUCACCAGAGAAAGAUAAUUUCAUGAGGUUAUCAAGGCUUCUGAAUUCCGGAGGAUCUAAGAUCGUUAGUGGAUUCUUUGAUUCUAAGGUCCCUGAUCUGGCAAUCAAACUGAGCGAUCCACUUGUGCUUAACGUGCUACAGCGAUUGAAAAAGAAAAAAGUUAUAAACGAUUCUGAAUGGAACAAACUUUUCCCUCCCAGUGGAAAUGUGGACUCAAAGUCAUUCGAUCUGUCGUUGUCAAUUAAAUUACUAAGGCAAAAAGAAAUUUAUAAUGGUCUUGGGAAUCCUAUGAAUGGAUGGAACAAUCUUCCAAGCCAGGCAGAUACUUCAAUCGAAGCAGAUAUAGCAAGAAUGAGAUGGUACCGUAACACAUUCGCACAUGCUGAUGCCUUGGAAGUUAGUCAUGCUGAUUUUGAGAAUUAUUAUGAUGAUAUUAAGGGUGCUUUACUUAGGAUUCUAGCUUCAUACAGUGAUUCAUCUAGUGUUACCCAGUGCGAGAAGAAGAUUGAUGAGUUUCGUACUGCUCCUCUGAGUACUAAGGAUGUUGAACAAGUUAGGGAAAGUUUGGGCUGCUCAGGUAAUUUUAGGGAUAAAGAUCAUAAGUUGACAUGCCCACCUGGACUGGACUCAGAAUGGUAUUUUGGUAAACCCAAACUUUUUUGUUCCAGAUACCAGUCAGGUAAACUAACAAAAGAGUUAGAAACAAUUCUGAUAACUCACGAGCUGAGACAGCUUGCUAAGAAUGACGUGGUGAAAUUAGACGUCUUUGUUAGUGAAGACGAAUACAAAAGAGCACAAGAACAGCUAGAAGCCAAAGAAGGAGAGGAACUGUUGGAAGAAUUUGAGACCAAAAUAAGAAUCGAGCAAAAAACCUCUAAACUUGAGAUUUUUGAUGGAGAUAUUGUUGAAGAUGGCGAAAACAGGGUUCAAGCUCAUCUUGCUGUUAUAACAUCCAAGGACCAGGUCGAGGAGGUUUUGGCUGAGCUGAAGAAAAAAGAUCCUGAUGUUGCUGAGGCGACGCAUAACAUCUGGGCCUACAGGAUCUUUGAUGACAAAAGAAAUGCCUACGAUGAAAAUUGUGAUGACGAUGGCGAUGAUACUUCUGGAGCGAAACUCCUUCGCUUUUUACAAAGAACUCGAGCUACAGAUGUGAUGGUUGUUGUGUCGUGUUGGUAUGAGACCACUGCAGAAGAAUUAGGGGAAGUUAGGUUCAAGUGCAUCCAAAAGAGCGUUCUGGACUUAUUUUUGACCCAUAGGAUAGUGAGAAUUCCAUCGUGGAAAAUAAAGAAAUUUUACGAAGAGAUUAAAUACAAGCCAUUUGAGAAAGAGCAAGAAGCCCCAAAGUUUGAAAUUCUUCAUGGAGAAACCAUCGAAGAUCGCAAGAGCACAUUCCAAGCUCACCUUGCCGAUAUCACAUCUCGAGAACAGGUUGACCAAGUGUUGAACGAGCUGAAGAAAGACCGUAAGAUUGCAAAAGCAAAGUACAACAUGUGGGCUUGUAGGAUCUAUGAUGAAAAGAAGAAAUCCUACAUUGAAGAAGGUAACGACGAUGGCGAAAAUUUAGGAGGAGAAAGGUUGUUGCAUUUGCUGCAAAGGAGCGACGCCAAGAAUGUGGUUAUCAUCGUGACUCGCUGGCACGGUGGAAUACAUCUGGGGAAUGAUAGAUUCAAACACAUUAAUAAGUGUGCUAGCGACCUUCUGCAACAAAGAAAGAUUGCUGAAACUAGUACGAGCACAGCAUCUCCUGACCCGAAAGCCUCGACGGGAAAGGGAAAGAAGUCGCGCAAGUAAUAUAUAUAUAUAUAUAUUUUUAUAUAUUAUAGAAAGACCAAAAAAUUAUAGAUGAAAGAAAGUCCUGUUGUAGAUGAUAUGCCUGAAAAAGAGUUUCCACGAGUUUAAAAAAAAAUUGAAAAAUUUAAAAAAAUUAAUUGAAAUAGUUUUUUUGGGAUAAUUUCUUCAUCAAGUACAACGUUGUGAUCUUCUUGUACUCAUAAUUGUGCUUAAUAUACCAAAAGUGGUAUAAAUAUAAAAGUUCCUGGAAAUACGAAUGGUCAAAAAAGAAUGAUUCACGUUUUUUGUUUUAUUGUUUAGACCAGUUUUCGUUUGACUCAGUGAAAAGUCGGUGCUGUGUGCGUGCAUGCCUUGCGGCGACCGCGAGGUUUUUGCCAGAAUUUUGAUUGGGUUUUGAGCUUUUUUUCUCGCACAAUGUGAUUGGACUGGCAGUGCCGUGACAUUGGCGUGACCUUGUCUGGGGCGUGUUCAUGCCUUGUUUCAGGUAUUUGAUUGGAUGGAGAGUAAAUUCUCGUUUAAUGUGAUUGGUCUGGCGUAUGCAUUGCCUUGUCACGAUCAAUAACCGUGUUCGUACCGUGUGCUUCUCUCAGUCAUACAAAAACUGCUCUAUUUCAGUGCGUGACCAAGUUAAACGGUUUUAGGUAACGUCUACACUAUACUAAAGCCCUGGCUAAACGAGGAAACAUUUUYCCAGAACUGUUUACCGCGCGCAUGUUUCCCCAAUGUUUCCCAGUUUAUCCACACAUGCGAAACGUUGCUGCGUGCAAAAAAAUUUUGCUUCCAAAAAUGUUUCUGCUGUGCGGCAGAAACAUUUCAUGCUUCCAAGACGCAUGGAAACAAUGUUUCCCGAUGUUUGCUCGUUUAGCCACAAAAAAGUCAGCAUUCUAAAAGUUCGUUACUUGGCAACGCUCGCUCUGUCUUGUCAAAACAAGAUGGCGGACGAGGAGGUGCGCAUGCGCUAACCGAUGUURAGUAAACAUGUUUCCCGUUUCUGGAACACGUUUCUUCGUUUAGCCAGUGUCUAAAUGCGUAUUCGAAACGCUUUUUUUUGUCUCAACGAAAAGGUAUCACGUUCACGCGUUUUCGCCCGUUCACAAAACUGAAACGAUUUCUAUAUUAUUCUAACUACGGCCGUAGGAAAGUUGUAUUGAAUACAAGACGCYAGAAAAAACUACUGUGUUUUUAAUUUAAUUAUCCUGUCUGCUUGAAAUAUUGAUUUAGCACACACUUUCUUAAACUUUUUCCUAUGUUUUUCAGUAAACACUUUUAUCUACAA
Molecule: messenger RNA, 3109 nt
Organism: Actinia tenebrosa (Australian red waratah sea anemone)
Lineage: Eukaryota; Metazoa; Cnidaria; Anthozoa; Actiniaria; Actiniidae
Biological process (GO): GCN2-mediated signaling; regulation of translational initiation
Cellular component (GO): cytoplasm
Source: RefSeq, a predicted model, not a curated record